Molecule: messenger RNA, 612 nt
Organism: Fonsecaea multimorphosa CBS 102226
Lineage: Eukaryota; Fungi; Ascomycota; Eurotiomycetes; Chaetothyriales; Herpotrichiellaceae
Exons: 1
Coding region: 1-612 (203 amino acids)
Molecular function (GO): acyltransferase activity, transferring groups other than amino-acyl groups
Source: RefSeq, a predicted model, not a curated record
AUGAAGAAAACUACGCGUCCAGAUUUUCCAGUCCCAGCGUCGCCUAUUACCACUGCUCGUCUGCUCCUUCGGCCCAUUCAACAGUCGGAUCUAGAAGACUUCCAUGUCCUUCGCACCAAAAUUGAAGUGAUGAAGUGGACUUCCACCGGGAAAGUCGACGUUGACAAGGAAGCCACACAAAUCUGGAUGAACAGGUUUCUUCCACCGAAUGAUGCCACCACUUUCAAUUUUGCUAUCGAGGAGCUCGCGAGCCCCGGCAAGGCCAUUGGUGUAUUAGGCUGUCACAUCGCAGAACCACCCGAGUGUGGUUACAUGUUGCGCCCCGAGGCCUGGGGUCAAGGGUUUGCCACAGAAGCGCUUCAGCGAUGGCUGCAAGCUUGGUGGGAGUUGCCUCGGAAAGAAGUGACGAUCGAGGAGGCAGAUGAGGGAGACGCGAUCGACGACAGCGUUGUCGUGGUGCCUGAGGUGUUGCGAGCAGAUAUAGACGGCAAAAACAUUGCAAGUGCCAGGAUAUUGGCCAAAUGUGGUUUUCGCCGGGUUGCUGAGGAGCUGAUUGAAGAGAAUGGCACGACCGUCAAUCUGAUUAUUUUCGAACUCGCGAGACCGAGAUAA